CGGACCAGGAAGACAUGUUGACUGGCCGCCUGCCAGGUAAAUAGCCAACAGAGGAUGCUAGCUGUGUGCCCGUGUCCGACCACGACAGAGGGACGACAACUCCUGAAUAACCGGAGCAAAGAUGACAGCACGCGCUUUGUCGAGGACACUGAGACAUCCAACUGAGAGCCUGUAGCCAUGGAUGGGCAUGUUGCCAAAAACAAUGAAAGCACCUUCCCCACCUUAGGGGAUCUGGAUGACUUUCUCACCAAGCACAACUCGAACUUCAUCUGGCUCCUCGUUGCCACCAUUCUGUCCUGCGGAUGGAUAAUCUACUUAACAUAUUACAACUCCCGCAACAUCGGCCUCAUCCUCACCCUAAUCAUCAACAGACUCUACAAGGAUGGCUACAUUCACAUCGGCUCCUUCUCCUUCUCGGUGCUGUCUGGAAAGGUCAUGUUCCGAGAUGUCUACUACAUCAACCAAGAUAUGUCCAUUAGGAUACAGGACGGCUUCCUCAUCUUUCGGUGGUGGAAAAUGUAUAACCCAAAACAGAAACAGCACGACCCCAAGGCGGAGACCAGGCUUUACGUGACGGUGAACGGCUUAGAGUUUCACGUUUACAACCGCACCGACCUCUACGCCCGCCUGCAGGAGACCUUCGGACUCGAACCCACGCUCUUAACCCCUAAAAAGGAUGAAGAGAGAGGACGAGAUGAUAGAAACAAGACCCUAGAAAGUGUGAACAUCAAAGCGGAGAGUCCAGAGACCACGUCGUCUUGGCGAUCCCUCAUUCCCGUCAUCAAAGUGAACAUCAGCACCGGUCGCCUGGCGUUCGGGAACCACCACCUCCCGCAGACUCUGUGCGUGAACUUUGAGGACGCCUUCCUAACGUAUGCCACCAAGCCGCCGUCCAGCCACCUCGACCAGUACAUGCACAUCGUCAAAGGCUCGCUGGAGAACGUGCGCGUCAUGCUGGUUCCUAGUCCGCGCUACUUGGGCAUGCAGAAUGACGAACCUCCAAGACUGAUGGGCGAAGGCUUUGUGGUGAUGCAGUCCAACGAUGUUGACAUCUAUUACUACCAAGAUGAACCCGGUCUGGUCCCUGUGGAGCAGGAGAGCGGGGAGGAGGUGGAAACAUGCAGUGAGGAGGAUAAGCUGCAGGAUUUACCUCCAUGUUGGGGUCUGGAUAUUGUCUGUGGGAAAGGAACUGACUUCAACUACGGGCCUUGGGCCGAUCGGCAGAGGGACUGUCUGUGGAAGUUCUUCAUUCCGGCCGACUACCAGGCCAUGAAAGUGACCGAGGUAGCCCAGCCAGGAAAGCCCCGGCAGAUCCAGGCCUUUGAGUUGCGCAUGAACAUCAUCGCCGACGCCACCAUUGAUCUGCUUUUUACCAAAAACAGGGAGACCAAUGCCAUCCAUGUGAACGUAGGCGCAGGCUCCUACUUGGAAGUCAACAUUCCCAUGACUGUUGGAGAGAACGGCUACUCGCCCACCAUCAAAGGUCAGCUGCUUCACGUGGACACCACCAGCAGCAUGCAGUACAGGACUCUCCUGGAAGCUGAGAUGUUGGCUUUCCACGUGAUAGCAAGUUAUCCUCGGGUGUGGAACAUGCCUCAGUCUUGGCAGUGCGAGAUCGAGGUGUACAAGGCCACCUACCACUUCAUCUACGCCCAGAAAAACUUCUUCACCGAUUUGAUCCAGGACUGGGCGAGUGACAGUGCCCCAGAUAUCUACUCCUUCGUGCCCUAUUCCUGGAAAUUCAAGAUCCUGUUCCACCAGUUUGAGAUGAUCUGGGCGGCAAACCAGCACAACUGGGUCGACUGUUCCACCAAGCAGCAGGAGAAUGUGUACCUGGCAGCGUGUGGUGAGACGCUCAUCAUAGACUUCACCUUGCCUUUCAAUGAGUUUGUCCCCACCACCUGCCACACCCGUUUCAUCUUGAAGGCGGAGGACACAGACAUGCGACUGUCGCUGCCAGAGUGCCACCCGAGCCGCUGCCCCCUCCUCACCCUGGCCAAAGACUAUCAGAACAUCAAGCUGCCCCCUGACAUGUUCACGCCCGGGGAGACGCAAGCCGCGCCCCCUCCCAAACCCAACAAGUCUCGCUGGAGGAACAUCACCCACGCAGAAGCUGGCUGGGUGGACUGCUGGAGUGUACCCAACUUCUUGCUCAUCAUAGACUACACCUGGCACCCCAUCUAUCCCCAGAAGGCCGAUGAGCAACUCAAACAGUCGCUGUCUGAGAUGGAGGAAUCGAUGCUGUCAGCCCUGCGUCCUCCGGAACACACAUCCAUACCCCACAGUGCCCCGCCACGCUUCGCCACGUCCUCCUCGGCUGCUCAUGGCCGGGCGCCCGCCGACCCAUCCGAGCUGCCCCCUGACAGACUUCACGUGGAGAUGGAAAUGUCUCCAGAUUCUCAAAUCAUCCUCUACGGGCCUAUGCUCCGAGCUCUGAUUUCCAUCAAGGAAAACUAUUUUGGCGAGGACGACAUGUACACAGACUUUGAGGAGGCGGUGACCAGCCCUGUGUUGUCCACCACAACCUCCUCAGGCCUCGGCUGGUCUCCGCUGGGCAUGGAGGACGGCGAAGGGAAAGAAACCUCGGACCUCCACCCGCUGGACCUGCGACCCUGGGAUAUCACUGUGCUCAUCAACCUCUACAAAGUCCAUGGCCGACUGCCAAUUCACUGCAGCAGCGAGGGUCCCGAAGGUCCCUCCGGCUUCUUGGAGCGGCUGUGUUUCGAGAUGAAAAAGGGUUACAAGGAGACGGUGCUUCAGCUGCUCCUGUCUCCCAUUCACAUCUUCAUCAGUGACAACUACCAGCGUCCAACAGCAGACGGUGUCCUUAGGGACGGCCACCUGAGUCUGUCUGGACUGCAGAUGAGGGCCCAUGCCAUGUUCUCUGCUCAGGGCCUUCCUGUGGGCAGUGACACGCAGGAGUACGCCUGGCUCAUUGACAUGCAAGCUGGCGGCCUCACCGGCAGAAUCACUCUUCCACAGCUGGCCAGCAUGAUCGAGUGGGGCGAAUCUUUCGUUUUCCACGUGGUGUCCCGAGAGUUCCAGCUGGAGCAACCCAAGCCCUCCGUCAUCUGCCAGCACGGCGCUGACCGUCGCAUCUGCGACGCCAAGCUGAGCUGCUUGCCGGGUCACUGUCGCACGUCGGAGGAGCUGAAGUACACCAUGACGCGCCUGGCCGUGGAUGGAGUCGACCUCUUCGUCGUGGAACACGGCUGCGCUGCCAGUGUCAAAACGGGCGUUAUCCGCGUAGCCAACUGCAACCUGCACAACCAGGCAGUGGGGGAGGGCAUCAGUGCCGUGGUGCAGGACGUAAACAUCCGGCAGUACAUUGAGCAGCAGCAGCACAGCGAGGCGACCAGGUUGCAGCCGGCUGGACAGGGUCAAGGUCCGGGUCAGCCGCUGGGUCUCGGUCAGCCCCCUCUGCUGCGACGCUCUGUCUGGCUGGAGGCAGGUUCGGUCAACCUGAACCUCAUCACGGCGGACGUCGCCUUGGCUGCUGACCACCCGGCCAAAUGCGAAGUGCAGAGGCAUUUUCUGGAACUACACGACGCUCAGACCAAAAGACUGUGGUUCCUCUGGCCAGAAGACGCUGGCAUUCGGACCAAGCGCAGCAGGAACCGCUGCGGCUGCCUCGGCGGCUGCAGGUUCUUCGGAGGCACUAACAUGGGCCUGGACUUCUUCAGGCUCGACGAGCUGACGCCGUCGUCCUCCUCCGCCUUCUCCUCCUCCAGCGCCGAGUCCGACAUGUGUUACGGCCAGUCCCUGCUACAGCCCGGGGAGUGGAUCAUUACAAAGGAAACACCAAAAGUGGACGGGAGAGUUGUUGGACUGAAAACAGACACACACUCGCCGUGCCUGCCUCCUGAGCUGCCCGAGAGGCGGGGUCAGCAGCACCUCAGUCUCCAGGUGCCCCAACGCUCCCACAGCUCUGCCUCCUCGUCUGAGGAAAACAGCUCGUCCAGUGCUGCUUUGCCCCUGCUGGCCGGAGAGAGGGACACGCCCUCGCCGAGCACAGAGGAGCGCAUGUUCGCCGUGAACGGCAGAAGCCCUGCAGACACCCUAGGAGAUGUCCCAGAAGUCUUGCCUGUGUCACCCAACAGCUCCCAGGACCGCACCUCAGUGCGCUCACCCCUUUGCUCUCCGCUCAAGCGUCAGUCCUCGGUGCACUCCAGUCGACUGGGCAGCACCAAGAGCCUCUCAGCCGCAGUCUUCACCGACAAGCCCCCUCCGGUGCUGACUGCUGGCGUCCAAUUCAGCAGCGAGGUCUCCCGCAGCGACGAGAACGUGCUGGACUCACCACGGCAGCGCAGAAGCUACGGAUCCUUCCCCUUCACGCCCUCGGCAGACUCCAACACUUUCCAUCAGUACCGCUCGGCCGACUCAAGCAUGUCCGUGGCCGACAGCGAGGCCUACUUCUCCGCCACCGAGGACUUUGAGCCGAUCAGCAGCGCUGAUGAGGGCCCGGGGACGUACCCAGGCCGCAAGAAGAAGAGGAGGCAGCAGAUGCAGCAGCCGCAGCAGCCCCCGUAUCACAUGGAGAACUACAGCCGCAGCUCCAUCUACCACAGCGUUGAGGGUCCCCUCACCUACGUCCUCAACGGGGAGCUGAUCACUGAGCCACGUGCCCUGCCACUGCCCCCGAUGCUGCCCCCGCUCCCGGCCCAGCCCCUGCCCACCCACACGUCUCAGGCCUCCUUUGUCUCGGCCCUGGCCAUGGAGGAGGAGAGCUCAGUGGAGGCAGAGAAGACGGCAGAACCCGGGCCGGUCACCCGGCAGCCCCACGUCAUGGCGUGCUACCAGAGCUACCUGGCCCACUACCAGGUCUCCAAUUGGUCUGUCAAGCAGCCCACCAAUAAGAGGACGUCAAAGUCUUCUCUGCACCGCCCCUUAGAUCUGGACACGCCCACCAGCGAAGAGAGCUCUGCCUCCUUCGACCAGCUCUCCGUGCCCAGUUUCAAGGUGAUCAAGCAGGGCCUUUCUGCCAGUUCUCUACUAGAUAGAGGAGAUCAGCUCAUGGGAGAGAACAACAGUACACCGUACACGCCCCUGGAUAAGAGAGCCAUGGAGAACACCGAUGAGGACACGACAACGGACGACUGGACUCUGGAGCAGCCCCUCUCUCAGACCAGGACCACUGCCAUCGUGGAGGUGAAGGGGGCCAUCAAUGUGGUGGUCACGCCCCUUGUGGCUGAAUCCCUGGACAGGUACAUUGAGUCCAUGGUCCACUUUGCCAGUGUUCGACACCCUGCAGCGAUUCUGGACGACCUGCACGGCAAAGUCCUCAAUGAAGCCUAUCAGAUCAGCAAGUCCACAGUCACCGAGUCUAGUCAAACAGGCAAGCAGGAGCACAAGCUGUCCAAGACGGAGGGCACGACCCCCGGCUCCAUCAACGCCCCCGGUGGACAGACGGACUUGUCCGUCAAACCAGAUAAUGUGAAAAUCAAGGGCCUUCAAGCCAAUGUCUCCAUCCCCAAGGUGAACCUAUGCCUCCUGCAGGCGUCUGUGGAGGAGGGGUCACCGUCGUGCUCCAGUAAGUGUGUCACGCAUGUGUCACUUGUGGCGCUGUGCUUCGACAGGAUCGCCACUCAGUUCAGGAUGAACAGGGGUAUUGUAGAAGAGACUCCCAACACCACAGAGCAUGGCCGACCCUCCGUCAUGUUGGAGAAAUACGCCUCGGCCACCAAGAUGCAGCCUCAGUCGUCCGGCUCUCUGCGUUCCAACGCCGGCAUUGAGAAAGGCAAAGAGAUCGCCGCCAGGCUCAACAUCCAUCGCAUCCACAGUCAGCUCCGAGGCCUUGACUCCACAGACAUCGGGACGUGUGCCAUCACGGCGAUCCCCUUCGAGAAGUCCAAGGUGCUGUUCGGCCUUGAGGAACUGGAGGAGUUUGCCAUGGUGGACGAGACGGACGCCCAGGCCACCUCGGGCGACCUGAGCCGCUCCGCAGCAUCUCUUGAGAAAUGGGGCUGGAUCAUGUUUGAAUGUGGCAUCGAGAACCUCACAGUCAAAGGGGGCCGCCAGUCAGGAGCCGUUCUUUACAAUGCAUUUGGUGUGAUGGGACACUCGGACACUGGGGGGAAGAUGGGGAUAUCCAAGUCCAAUGGUUCCACGGGCUCUCAGACGGGAAGUGGCUACAGCACUGACGUCUCCGACGACAACCUGACACAUGACCCUAUGAGCCCCGCCUCUGACGUCAAUGAAAACUCGGAUUCUGACGACCAAGAUGAAGGGGUUGAGUCGGACGACCUGAAGAAAGACCUCCCCCUCAUGCCCCCACCGCCCGACUCCAGCAGCAUGAAGCUGACCAUCCGAGAGAUCUGGUUCAGUUUCGCUGCUCCCACCAACGUGCGUUCACCUUCGCAGGCCAUCUCCAGGCAGUUGAAUCUGCUCAGCACAGCCACGCCUGCCAUCGGAGCCUGGCUGGUUCCCAUCGACCAGCUCAAAUCUUCGCUGCGCAAGCUGGACAUGGAGGGCACACUGCGCGUGUGUGCUGUUAUGGGCUGCAUCAUGACAGAAGCUCUCGAGAAAAAGAGCAUCCACAUCCCGAUCCGCAGCAAGUACAACCGCGUGACCAAGCGAGCUCGCUACCUGCACGAGAACCCCUCCUGUAUGCUCUGCAACAUCCUGCACCGCUAUCUGCAACAGGCUGACUACUCCAUCAUAGAGGAGGCCACCAUGAAUGAUGGGGUCCCAGCUCUCGUGACUCUUAAAAAGGGUCUGGUGGCUUUGGCCCGACAAUGGAUGAAAUUCAUUGUGGUGACUCAGGGCUUCAAGGCCAUCGGUUUGAUGAGGCCCAGUAAUCUCACCAAACCCAAGGAGCCGCAGCAGAGCCUGGCGGAGACCAUCCUGGGCCUGGACAACGGCGCUGCUCUGCAGAGUGACACCAGCGCUGACGGAGCCGAGUUUGAAUUUGACGCAGCCACAGUGAGCGAACACACCAUGUUGCUGGAGGGAGCUUGCAGUCGCCCCCCGCCCAAAGAAGCAAACUCUGGUCCCGUCAGCGGAGUGGAGAUCAUGAGGAAACUGUCCAAGUCCCACACGCACAGCGAGUCGGCCCUCAGGAUAAAGGGCUCCCAUCCAUACCAGUCGCUGAGCUACACCAGCGGGGACACGGCAGCUGACUCGCCCGCCCACGUGUGCCGUGUAGGCCUGCCAGCCAAGGACAGCCCCAGGAAGGAGAGUCUCCUGAGUAACCUGACGGGCAGCUUCCGCAGUCUGCACAACCUGCUGGAGGGCACGCCCCAGAGGAGCGACCCGUCUGCCGCCGCCGCCGCAGCUGCCGCCACCGCAGCCAAAAGCGGCUCCCUCAUUCGCACAGGGACGGACGUGCUGACGGAGCACCCGCUGCUGUCGGAGCCCUCCUCCGUCAGUUUUUACAACUGGAUGUCCAACGCUGUGGGCAACAGGACCGGAGCUGGAAACCAGGAGUCCCCGGUCAACCGCUCCCAGCACAACAGCCUGCAGACAGGUGGGACGUGUAACCUGCCCACAAUUCCCUCAGCGUCGGACUUCAACACGGUGCUGUCCAGCGACCAAAACACCCUGGAUGGGACCCACUCACAGCACAGCACCAGCCAGGACGAGAUGGCCGACAUCGAGGAGGGCAACCAGUGUCCGGCCGCCGUUCAACUGGCAGACGCUCAGGUUGUUUUCAAGCCUUUGCUGAGCUACACUGGGAUCCAGGCUCAAGACGCCACUCCUCUUAGUUACAAGAUGUAUUUUGGGGAGCACCUGUCAUUUUCUGGCAACCUCGAGUGCCUGAGAGCAGACAUUGUCGACUCCGACACCUCCAAAGAACGCAAAAACAAAAGAUCCAAGAGACAGGGCAUGCCGAACCUCCCUCCACUGGAGUUCAAGCCAGCGCUGCUGAUUGAGACAUUCAGCGUGAACGCGGUGGUGAUGGAGAAGUCGACCAGUGCACCGCAGGGCCCGACCGCGGCGCCGCUCUCCUUCCACGACCUCAACCGACGCCACUACAACACAUUCCACUGCGAUUUCACCACGGCCUGCCAGGCCAUCAGUCAGCGCGUCGACAUGGCCCUGGUGCGCCUCAUCCACCAGUUCAGCACCAUGAUCGACGACAUCAAGGCCACGCAGACCGACAUCAAGCUGAGCCGCUACACCGCCGGCUCCGCGUCCCCGACACCCACCUUCAAGGCCCGGCCGUACCGCCACUUCAGGUCGUCGGACUUCAGCCGCAGCUCCCGGGGCAGUCUGAACGGUCGCAGCGGAACCCAAACCCUGAAGAGCAAGAGGAUGGGUGGUGGAGCGGCAGGAGCAGGCGGAGGAGCAGGGGGCUCUGGGGCAUUACCACCUAAUGGACCGCCGUCUAGCAUGGACACGCUGGGGAGGAGGGAGCCCCGGGGACGCACCUCCCUGGGACGUUCAGAGCGACGCACCUCCAAGGUGUCGCGGAAGGGCUCCCGUGACGUGGCGGACCACAUGGCGAUCCAGAUGGAUGAUUCUGACUCCAUCACGGUGUCGGAGCAGAGCGAGCCAUCGGCGGAGUGUUGGCAGAACAUGUACAAGCUGCUCAACUUCUACUCCCUCAUCUCUGAUCCCACCGGCAUCCUGGAGAAAAGCUCCCCGGACAACUGCCUCUCAGAAGGUGGGCAUCGGCCCUCUGAGCCGUUCUGCAAAGUGAUCUUCGAGAACGAGCAGCAGGACGCCACCGUGCCAAACAAGCCCCCGGGCGCCGGCGGACGGCGCCGCAGCCUGGUGAGCUCCGAGCCGCAGCACGUCACGCUCAUAGUUUUUGGCAUCGGCAUGGUGAACCGCACCCACCUGGAGGCGGACAUCGGCGGGCUGACAAUGGAGGCCGAGCUCAAGAAGAUCCACGGCAGUUUCACUCUGAAGGAGAAGAUGAAAGAUAUCCUGCACCAGAAGAUGACAGAGACGUGUGCGUCAGCUCACAUAGGAGGGGUGAACAUCGUCCUGCUGGAGGGCAUUACGCCUGAUAUCCAACUGGAGGAUUUCCCAACGUCACCCACCAGCACAGCUAAACAAGAGUUUCUAACUGUGGUGAAAUGCAACAUCGCCAAGUCGCAGGCCUUGUACAGCGCCCAGCGAGGGCUGAAAACCAACAACGCGGCGGUCUUCAAGGUGGGGGCCAUCAUGAUCAACAUCCCCCAGCACCCGGCUACUUUACACAGCAUGAUGGUCCGCAGCUCCCACCAGCUCUCCAAACAGAUCUCGGACCUCAUUCGCCAACCCUCCAACAUACAGCCUCCGAACAGAGAGGACACCCCCACCCCGCAGCCCUCCGACAAAGCAUCCAGCAUCAAUCAGACCCCCGUCGAGGCCAACGAGUUCCCCCAGCUUCCUGAAGGCCUGGAGAAGAAGCCAAUUGUCCUGAAGUUCAGCGCCAUGAUGGACGGCAUCACCAUCGGGGCGGCUCUGCUGCCCUCGCUGAAAGCAGAGUACAAGAUGGGCCGCAUGAAGAGCCACGGCAUGACGGGGGCACAGACCAGCUUCACCUUUGAGUUGCCCAACCACAAGCUCUGCUUCCAGUCCAAAGUGUCCCCAGUGGACAUGUCCACCAUGCCGCCGUCAGCCAGCCUCACCCUGCCUCCGGUCACCAUGUCAGGAGAGUACAUCAUGGAGGACCACGAUGGCCACUCGGACCAGGGCUGGGCACCCGACGACUUCCCAGCCAAGCAAGGAAACUACCUGCAGGGCAACUACCUGCGCUGUGUGGCUGAGAUUGGUUCGUUUGAGCACAACCUGACAACAGACCUGCUCAACCACCUGGUCUUCCUGCAGAAGGUCUUCAUGAAGGAGGUCAAUGAAGUCAUUCAGAAGGUGUCAGGAGGCGAACAACCCAUCCCACUGUGGAAUGAGCAUGACACAUCGACUGAUGCAGACAAGCCAAAGAUCCUGCUGUAUUCGCUCAGCCUCAUGUUCAAGGGAAUCCAGAUGACGGCGACAACUCCCUCCAUGCGAGCUGUUCGCUUCGAGACGGGCCUGAUCGAGCUGGAGCUGUCCAACAGGAUCCAGUGCAAGGCCCAGCCUGGCGGUAGCAGCAGCUACCUGAAGCUGUUUGGCAAAUGUCAAGUAGAUCUCCACCUGGCCCUGGGACAGAUAGUCAAGCACCAGGUGUACGAAGAAGCCGGCUCGGACUUCCACCAGGUGGCGUACUUCCGGACUCGGAUCGGCCUCCGGAAUGCUCUGCAGGAGGAGAUCAGUGGCUCUUCAGACAAGGAGGCCGUCCUCAUCACACUGAACAGGCCGAUCGUUUUCGCGCAGCCGGUGGCAUUCGACAGAGCCGUGCUCUUCUGGCUCAAUUACAAGGCGGCGUAUGACAACUGGAACGAGCAGCGCUUGGCCCUCAACAAGGACAUCCACAUGGCCACGAAGGAGGUGGUGGACAAGCUGCCGGGCAUCCAGCAGACGUCAGCCCAGGCCUUCAGCACCCUCUUCCUGCAGCUGACCGUCAACGACCUGGGCAUCUGUCUGCCGAUCACCAGCUCCACACAGAGAGGACAAGUGCCUGCUACGGAGGGCAUCCACUCUGAAGCUGGGGCCAGCACAUCAGUAGGCCGCCAUAAAAAUGCACGAAAAGCCAACCACAGCAUAGAUUUCGACGCCGGCUCCGCUCUGGUGCUGACGAUCGAGAGCACACUGAUCACUGCCUGCUCCUCCGAGUCGCUGGUGAGCAAAGGCCACUUCAAGAACUUCUGCAUCCGCUUCGCCGAGGGCUUCGAGACCUCCUGGGACGACUGGAAGCCGGAGAUCCGAGGGGAUAUGGUCAUGAACGCUUGUGUAGUCCCUGAUGGUACAUAUGAAGUAUGUUCCAGGACCACAGGGCAGCCCUCCGCAGAGAGUAGCAGUGCCGGCACCUGGACUCUCAACGUGCUUUGGAAAAUGUGCGGCAUCGACGUCCACAUGGACCCCAACAUCGGCAAGCGCCUCAAUGCACUGGGCAACACGCUGACAUCGCUGACCGGCGAGGAGGACCCGGACGACAUCGCCGACCUGAACUCCGUCAACAUGGCGGACCUUUCCGACGAGGACGAGGCCGACAACAUGUCACCCACCAUCCACAUGAGUCCGGGCUGCCAGUUCAGCCCUCGGCUGACCCUGAGGAAGCGACUGGUAAACCACAUCCUGGGCCUCAGCCCCAGGCCCCAGAGUGUGUCUGUAACACCCGACUACUUACAAUGCCCGUCGCCUUGCCUCCAAACGGGCAGUGCCAGGGCCCAAAGACCCCUCUCCUGGGCCUGUGAGAGCAUUGACCCCAGAAGGCAAACGGCGAUGGGCAACCAGGUGAUCGACGCCCGGGGGAGGAAGUUCACAAAGAGGGUGGUGGACAUCCGAGAGCUGAACGAACAGGCCAAGGUCAUCGACGACCUCAAGAAGUUGGGGGCAAGCGAAGGCACCAUCAACCAGGAGAUCCAGCGCUAUCAGCAGCUGGAGUCUGUGGCCGUCAACGACAUCAGGAGAGACGUCAGGAAGAAGCUGCGUCGCUCCAGCAUGAGGGCGGCCUCUCUUAAGGAUAAGUGGGGUCUUGGCUACAAACCAAGCUACAACCGCUCCAAAAGCAUUUCAGCAGCGGCAGGCAGGCCGCCCCUAAAACGGAUGGACAGGCAGAGACUAGGGGAUGUGGAGGAUUUUCCAGACAUGCGCGUGGAGGCGUCCUCCCCCGGACCCCGGGUCACCUUCAACAUACAGGACACGAUUAAUAAUCAGGCCUUGGACUCUGCAAAUUCACCAGUCAGUCCUGGAGACAUAUUCAAGUUCCCCGAGGAGACAGAGGUGGACCUGUUGUCUGUCACCAUUGACGAACCAUCUCAUCCCCAUCAUCACCUUCAUCUUCAUGCUCCACCCAUUGUCGAUGGCCAGCACUCAGUUUUCAGUGCCCCCGCCACCCCUGCCGUCUUCUCACCCGCACUUCCCUUCCAGCACGACGAGAUGAGGCGAGACGACCUGUCCUCCUCCUCCUCCGAGGACUCGGAGAAGGAGGACGAGUUUGAACGUGAGAGACCGCCGAGCUACAGAAGGCCUUUCCAAGCGUCCCACAGGAAGCCCUCUGGCUUUUCCGCCGUGAGUCAGCUGUUCAGCGAGCGCUGGCCGAGCACACCUGCCAACCGCAGCUUCGGUGGCCCCGCGACUGAAAGAAACAUCGACUUUGAGCUGGACGUCCGUGUGGAGAUCGACAGCGGGAAGUGUGUCCUUCACCCCACCACGCAGCAGCCCGAGCACGAGGAUGUUACCUUCAGGAGGAGCUGCGAGCGCAGCCUCAAGAGUCUGGACCAAGAAUCUCCCCCCAAGAAGAAGAAGCUGCAGCCCACCUACACCUCCACCACCCACCUCCUUGCGGGGAAGAAAUGUCCGUCCUCCCUGCAGACCAAAUCGAAUGACACGGAGACCACAGUCUUCUACAUUCCAGGAGUAGACGUUAAGUUGCAUUACAACUCCAAGACCCUGAAGACGGAGUCGCCCAACGCCUCACGUGGAUCCUCCCUCCCCCGCACACUCUCCAAAGAGUCGAAGCUGUAUGGUAUGAAAGAUAACGGCCCUCCCAACCUUCCCAAUGCUGUCCAAAGCAAGACUAACUCGCUCCUACCUCCCCCGCCCCCACCUAUUCCAUCAGCCAAAGGUAAGGGCAGCGGAGGGGUGAAGACGGCCAAGCUGUAUGCCUGGGUGGCCCUCCAGACUCUCCCAGAGGAAAUGGUCAUCAGCCCCUGUCUGCUGGACUUCCUGGAAAAAGCGCUGGAGACCAUUCCGAUCACUCCGGUGGAGAGGAGCUAUUCAGCUGUAGCCUCCCAGGAGGAGGAUAUGGGUCAGUUCGAUACGGUGGAGCAGCUGGAGGAAUCCACCACCUCUCUGGUUUCCUCCUCCACGUCGGCCUACUCCUCCUUCCCCGUGGACGUGGUCGUCUACGUCAGAGUCCAGCCCUCUCAGAUCCGCUUCAGCUGCCUGCCCAUGUCCCGGGUGGAGUGUAUGCUCAAGCUGCCUUCUUUAGACCUGGUGUUCUCCUCCAACCGCGGCGAAUUGGAGACCCCGACGGGAGCUCACCCCACCGACGGACCGCACCCGCAGACCUCCACCCCGCCGGGGCAACAUGUCCCCAAACCACCUCCCAGCAAAGCGUCCCCGUUGCUGGGGAGCCCCCUGGGCAGGAGCCGCCACAGCAGCAGUCAGUCGGACCUCACCGGCCCCCCAUGUAACUCCUCGGGCCUCAGCUUCACCGCCUGCAUGUCUGACUUCUCCCUCUACGUCUUCCACCCCUACGGCGCCGGAAAGCAGAAAUCUGCAGUUACCGGGUUGCCUCCGGGCCAAGGGCCAUUGGGUACAGUCGACGAGGAGCCGUCGUCUGUGACGGGACGAAAGGACUCCCUGAGCAUCAACCUGGAGUUUGUGAAGGUCAGCUUAUCCAGGAUGAGGCGGAGCGGAGGCCCCACUUUCAUCGAGAGCUUCAUCCCUGCCAAAGGUGGCAAAAUGGACACCACCCUCAUCAACAUCUCAGCUGUGUGUGACAUCGGUUCGGCUUCCUUCAAGUACGACAUGAGGCGACUGAGUGAGAUCCUGGCCUUCCCCCGAGCCUGGUACAGGCGAAGUAUCGCCAGACGCCUCUUCCUCGGAGACCAGACGAUCAACAUGCCAGCCUCCGGCCCCGCCACCCCCGACUCUGCCGAAAACGUCACGCAACACCUGUCCCCCGAGUCCUGCCGGAAAGCCUACUGGAGGACGUGGGAUGGCAGCACUGGGACGCAGCACAUGCCCAAGUCCCCCAACGUGUUUUCGGAGCACUCUGCCGGAAGCAGCGUGUCCCCGGGCGGCCUCGGCCACCUCAAGUCACCCGCACCCGGCCGCACGAGGAGCGUGUCAGAUUCCUCGGCUCCCAGGAGAGAUUCGGUGACGAAAACGUCCACCCCCUCCUUCAGUAAAAACGGUAAAGCAGCAGGGCAGCAGGGGGCGCCGUGGGAGACGUUGGUGGUGUUUGCCAUCAACCUGAAGCAGCUCACCGUGCAAAUGAACAUGAGCAAUGUGAUGGGAAACAAUACCUGGACCACCAGCGGGCUGAAGAGCCAGGGCCGGCUCUCCGUCGGCAGCAACCGAGACCGGGAGAUCAGCAUGUCCGUCGGCCUCGGCCGCUCCAAGCUCGACUCCAAGGGCGGCGUGGUGGGGGGCAAUAUAGACGUGAACACCCUGGAGAUGGUCUCCCACAUCUCUGAACACCCAAACCAACAACCCAGCCACAAGAUCCAGAUCACCAUGGGCUCCACGGAGGCCCGCGUGGACUACAUGGGCUCCAGUAUCCUGAUGGGAGUGUUCAGUAACGCCGACCUGCAGCUGCAGGACGAAUGGAAGGUCAACCUGUGCACGGUCGACACCAGCCUGUCAGAGAAGAGUGAGAUCUUCAUCCACGGAGACUUGCAGUGGGACAUUUUCCAGGUGAUCAUUUCACGCUCCACCACGCCGGACCUCAUCAAGAUCGGCAUGAAGCUGCAGGAGUUUUUCACUCAGCAGUUCGACACCAGCAAGCGCGCCCUCUCCACCUGGGGCCCCGGGCCCUACCUGCCGCCCAAAACCCCCGUCAUCAACACGGAGAAAGGAACCGCUGAGCUUUACAUGGAUGCGGCCCAUCACCGCCACUGGCCAGGGGUGCUGAAGGUAAUCGCCGGCUGCCACAUCUCCCUCUUCCAGAUGCCGCUGCCCGAGGACGCCGUGCAGCUGGGCGGCUCGAUGAGCCUCCACGGAAAUCACAUGACCCUGGCCUGCUUCCACGGGCCCAACUUCCGCUCCAAGUCCUGGGCUCUAUUCCACCUGGAAGAACCCAACAUCGCCUUCUGGACCGAGGCUCAGAAGAUCUGGGAGGACGGUGAGGAGAAAAUGUUCAUUUCAGGCUCCAAAGAUGUUUCUACCUACAUUGUUCAAACACUGGAUUUCCAUCUUGGUCACAACACCAUGGUCACAAAACCCUGUGGAGCACUUGAGAGCCCGAUGGCCACCAUAACCAAAAUAACCCGCCGGCGGCAUGAAAACCCUCCACAUGGCGUUGCUACCGUCAAAGAAUGGUUCAACUACGUCACGGCCAUGAGGAACGAAGAGCUGAACUUGCUCAGGAACGUGGAAGCCAACAACCAGGAGAGCGGAGCGGCUGCCAAAAGCGCCAGUCUGCUGAGCAGCUUCCGCAGCUCCUCCAGCUACAACCACGAGACGGAGACUAUAUUUGCUCUACCCAGAAUGCAGCUGGACUUCAAGUCCAUCCAUGUACAAGACCCAGAGGAACCAUCUCUCACAGACUCCGACAGCAAGCCCAAGGUGGAGUGCAGCGUCGUGACGGAAUUCACCGACCACAUCUGCGUCACCAUGGACGCGGAGCUCAUCAUGUUCCUUCAUGACCUGGUGUCGGCCUAUCUGAAGGAGAAGGAGAAAGCGCUGUUUGCCCCGCGAAUGUUCGCCACCCGGCCCGGCCAGAAAAGCCCCACUGCCCUGCACGACGACAGCGCCUCGGACAAGGACAAGGACGACGGCAUCAACUACACCACGGUGGACUGGAGGGAGUUCAUGUGCAACACCUGGCACCUGGAGCCGACUCUCAGGCUCAUCUCCUGGACAGGGCGCAAGAUUGACCCAGUGGGCGUGGACUACAUCCUGCAGAAGCUCGGCUUCCACCACGCCCGGACCACGAUUCCCAAGUGGCUGCAGAGGGGCGUGAUGGACCCGCUGGACAAGGUGCUGUCGGUGCUCAUCAAGAAGCUGGGCACCGCCCUGCAAGACGAGAAGGAGAAGAAGGGCCGCGACAAGGAGGAACACUGAGGAAAGAAACCCCGCUCGGCGUAACCGCCGUAAUCAAAAGCUGUGUACAUUCUCUGCAGGUAACAAAAACACUGGAUUUAUCGUAAGACAAUGGCUACUACUGUACAACAAACUCAACAGGCUCGUUUCACCUGCUAAACCCUGUGAAUUUCUUGGCGUGGCUGUUUUACGGCGGUGCCCUGCCACCGGCAUCUCCGACUAAAGCACUUUGCACCGGUUCUUUUUCUGUAUAUUUUUGGAUAAAAGCAGCAAAUGUUGGUGUUAUUUUUCCCCCCCGCUUCACUGGUGACUCCCCCCCCCCCCCCCCCCACCUCUUUUUACCUGUCGUAAAAUGACCUCACUGAAAUCGCUUGAAAGUUUUUAUUUUAAGGCUUACCAAUAUUUCAUGAGAAAUGAUUUAUUAAAACCAUUGCCUUUUCUUUGUUUCCCAUGGAACACAUGGUAGAUAUGCUUAAUGUAUUUUAUGGCCUAGUUUUUAUCACAUUUAAAGGUCCAGUGUGUAUGAUUCCGGGUUCUAUUGGCAGCGAUGGGAUGUAAUAUGUAAUUAUGUUUUCAUUAGCAAUAGUAAGAGAUGGUUUUUGUUUUUGUUACCUCCGAAUGAGCCCUUUAUAUCUAUAUAAGGAGCGGGUCCUCUCCGCCAUGUUUCUACAGUAGCCCAGAACAGACAAACCAAACACAUUCAGUUGGUUGCAAUACCGAAACUUCACCACUAGAUCCCCCCCAAACCCCCUACGCACUGGUCCUUUAAGACCAGAAGAACAGAUCAGCGACAGUGUUCUUGAAUUAUUAUUUUUUUUUAAUUUUUAUUAUUUUCUAUUUUUAUUUUUUGAGGUGAACAAAUAAAUACAGGGAGGUUUGAAGUCAUGACAAUGACAUGAACUUGUAAUUUUAACUUGAACCAAGAUUAUUAUUAUUUAUGGGUAUGUGAAAUGCAAAAGUCUAUAACACAUUGCUUGGUGUGUCAAGCAUAUUUUUGUCAAUUUUUUUUUAAUCCAUAGUAGUAUCAGUGUAUAUAAUUGAAUUUCUUAAAUGUGUUGAUUUCCUAACUUAAUAAAAAAUAUUGCCAUUCAAUUUUA
Molecule: messenger RNA, 16838 nt
Organism: Scophthalmus maximus (turbot)
Lineage: Eukaryota; Metazoa; Chordata; Actinopteri; Pleuronectiformes; Scophthalmidae
Product: KIAA1109 ortholog
Exons: 91
Coding region: 178-15762 (5194 amino acids)
Biological process (GO): synaptic vesicle endocytosis
Source: RefSeq, a predicted model, not a curated record